AUGGCAACGUCAAGCAAGCAGUACAAGGCCAUCGGCGAAGACAUAUGGAAGGGCAGAACGGAGAAAAUUAACGCAGAGCUCUUUGCUUUGACGUAUGGCGCUCUGGUCGUGCAACUUAUACAAGACUACGAGGACUAUGCCGAGGUCAACAAGCAACUCGAGAAAAUGGGUUAUAAUAUCGGCACGCGUCUGAUCGAGGACUUCCUGGCGAGGAGUAAUAUUGGACGCUGCUCUGACUUUAGGGACGUGGGCGAGGCCGUGGCCAAGGUCGGAUUCAAGUCAUUCCUCAACAUUACACCCACCGUCACACAUUCUCAGCUACCACCCACGUCACCCACCGCCCCCUCUACCCAGGCAGGGACGUCAUUUGUCUUGACGCUGGACGAGAAUCCGUUGGCCGAGUUCGUAGAGUUGCCAGAAGAGGCUCUCGAAGGUGGACUAUGGUUUAGCAAUGUUCUCUGCGGUGUGCUACGAGGGUCAUUAGAAAUGAUUCAAAUGCAAGUCCAGGUCGAUUUUUUGUCCGACGUAUUAAGAGGUGAUGAGAGCACUCAGAUCCAAGUCAAACUGGUGAAGUAUUUAGAGGAGGAAGUCCCGGUGGGAGAUGAUUAG
This is a messenger RNA of Gloeophyllum trabeum ATCC 11539, 609 nucleotides long. Its product is annotated as transport protein particle complex subunit. Gene Ontology annotation, biological process: endoplasmic reticulum to Golgi vesicle-mediated transport; intra-Golgi vesicle-mediated transport. Gene Ontology annotation, cellular component: cis-Golgi network membrane; cytosol; TRAPP complex. The coding region runs from base 1 to 609 and encodes 202 amino acids. The record is from RefSeq and is a predicted model, not a curated record. Lineage: Eukaryota; Fungi; Basidiomycota; Agaricomycetes; Gloeophyllales; Gloeophyllaceae. The transcript has 4 exons.